AUGGUCGAGCAUCUAAUCGACAGCAAAGCCAUCGGGGAAAUCCACACACCAGAAACUUCAGUCCUCCUGGCGAACCCUCAAACAUUGGCUUCAGAGAAGAAUGCUUCAGUGCCAAAAGAUCGAGUCCCAGCAGAAGAGUUCACUCCAAUCCUUACCCCCACCAAGGAGUCUCCAACACCAAAAUUCUGGAGCCACAAUAUGCUCAAAAGCCCGGAGGACAAAGACAUCAUCGUACACUACUGCAAAACGCUCAAGAGCAGCGAAGAAGUCUCGCGUCUCUUUUUAAACGAUGAAAUAUUAGGAUUCGACAUGGAAUGGAAAGCCCAGGCCUCGGGAUGGGACAGCAUCCAGAGUAACGUGUCCCUAAUCCAAGUCGCAAACAGAGAACGAAUUGCUCUCUUCCACAUUGCUCUCUUCAGACCAAACAAGAAACUCAGCGAUCUGGUCCCCCCUACCCUGAAACAAAUCAUUGAGACUCCGAACAUCACGAAACUCGGAGUUUCAAUCAAAGCAGACUGUACCCGUCUCCGCAAGUUUCUCAAAAUCGACGCACAUGGGAUCUUCGAACUUAGCCAUCUCCAUAAAUUGGUUAAAUACUGCCAAUCCAACCCGAAACUCAUCAAUAAGCGACCCGUCAACCUAAGUGAGCAGGUGGAAGAGCAUUUGGGAUUGCCGUUGGAGAAAGUCGAAGAUGUCCGUUGCAGUGAUUGGACAGUAUCCUUGAACUACCGCCAAGUGCAAUAUGCUGCAUCCGACUCGUAUGCAUGCGUCUGCCUGUUUGAUACUAUGAAUGCGAAGCGGAAAGCGCUCGACCCUAGGCCUCCUUUGCCUGCUCAUGCGGAUCUAGAUCGUCCUAUUCGCAUAGUAUGUGAGCCUCCGGUGGCUACGGACCCGAAUGAUGUCGAAGUGGUUAAGCCUUAG
Molecule: messenger RNA, 921 nt
Organism: Aspergillus sclerotioniger CBS 115572
Lineage: Eukaryota; Fungi; Ascomycota; Eurotiomycetes; Eurotiales; Aspergillaceae
Product: 3'-5' exonuclease
Exons: 2
Coding region: 1-921 (306 amino acids)
Biological process (GO): nucleobase-containing compound metabolic process
Cellular component (GO): cytoplasm; nucleus
Molecular function (GO): 3'-5' exonuclease activity; nucleic acid binding
Source: RefSeq, a predicted model, not a curated record